Cladophialophora psammophila CBS 110553 is the source of this 834-nucleotide messenger RNA. RefSeq lists its product as uncharacterized. The record is from RefSeq and is a predicted model, not a curated record. NCBI's taxonomy places the organism in Eukaryota, Fungi, Ascomycota, Eurotiomycetes, Chaetothyriales, Herpotrichiellaceae. Bases 1 to 834 code for a protein of 277 amino acids. The transcript has a single exon.
AUGGCCGCGCAUGGAGAUCCGUACAUCAUGUCUCGAGAUCCUUUGGCAUCCGGCAGACUGACGGCUCAGCACUAUCUCCUCUUGAGGCGGCUGGGUUGGCUGCUUCAUCCAGACAUUGCAGUACAAAUCAGAGGCUUCCAUAGGCUCGAGAUUGCAGAUGUUGCCUGUGGCAACGCCAUCUGGUCUCUUGAUAUGGCUGUCGAUUAUCCCCAGGCACAGAUUACUGGUAUCGACAUAUCCCCACAACAGUUUCCCCCACAGUUCACAUGGCCGCAGAACGUGGCACUGGAGAUCCAUGACAUCUUCCAGCCGAUGCCGGACAGAUACAUCGGUCGAUUCGAUGUUGUGCAUGUCCGAUUGAUCAUGGCGGCGGUCUAUUUCCAGGACAAGGACUGGGUUAUGCACAAUAUCGUCAGAUUAUUGAAGCCGGGUGGGUUCAUACAAUGGACGGAUGCCACCGUUCCCGUCCUUCGAGCAAUGAGCGACCCUCUGAGAUAUCCGGGUGCAUUUCGAGAGCCUCCAGCAAUCACGGCUCCUUUGACCAGCCUGUUCUCUCAUACGGAAUGGUUACGACAUCUUGCAGAAGAGCUCCAGCGUCACGGUCUGGUUAAUCUUCGCUAUGUCGAUAUGCAUCCGGCGCCGUGGCUUUCGAGGCAGGAGACAGACAAUGCAAUUUGGGCUUUGACUGACAUCCACGAAGGCCUGAAGGUCAGAGCGGCAAAGGAAGUGUCUGACCUAUUUGGAAGAGCCGUGCAGGAAGCCCUCCAAGACAUCAGGCAGGGCAGAGUCUACUAUACCACGUAUUACACAACAAUUGGUCAGAAGCCUGGGUAG